This is a messenger RNA of Helicoverpa armigera (cotton bollworm), 3209 nucleotides long. Its product is annotated as glutamate receptor 1. Gene Ontology annotation, cellular component: membrane. The record is from RefSeq and is a predicted model, not a curated record. Lineage: Eukaryota; Metazoa; Arthropoda; Insecta; Lepidoptera; Noctuidae. The transcript is spliced from 12 exons. Bases 1 to 1806 code for a protein of 601 amino acids. Gene Ontology annotation, molecular function: ligand-gated monoatomic ion channel activity.
AUGCGAAUAAUAUUACCAGCUUUUGUUUUAGUUUUAAUACUGUUAGAAAGAAAGGCGUUCGCCAGGGACCGCACUUUGGUCCAUUUCAUAAAAAGUUACGUUGAAAAUGAAGAGAAACCUACUAUUUUGAUUAUGAAUAAUCUUUGCUGGGAUAAAAAGAUAGUGGUUAGUUUAGCAAAUGAACUAUCUAAAAUCGGCAGCAGGUCAUCGACAUCAAUGGGUGUGGAUUCACGAUAUUAUUACCAUGAUUUACUGUACCUGCUUGAUCUGGAUUGUCCAGGAGCUGAAGAAAUUAUUGCAUUGGCAACAGCAAGAAACCUCUUUCGUUCUCCAUACCGUUGGCUGGUGAUCACAGCUUGGUCCAAGAACGCUAACAUUGCUGCUCUAUGGAAUAGCCCGGUAUUAGCAGAUAGCGACUUAGUAUUGGCUGCGGGAAGUGGUGGUGUUUUGAAACUAGUUGAACUCCACAAACCAUCUCCCAACGGCACCAUGAUCUCAACUCUACGAGGCUUCUACAACGGCACUCUCUACGACGUGAGGCCUCACCGGGAGCUGUUCCGGAGACGCCGUGACGUCAUGGGCCAUACCAUCACCAUGUCCAACGUCAUCCAGGAUAGUAACACCACCGUGUAUCAUCUGCCGAGAGAGGAUGGCAUGGAGCCACAAUAUGACUCGAUAUCAAAGAUCUGCUGGAUGAACGUGAAACUAGCGUUCCAAAUGUUGAACGCCACGCCAGGGUACGUUUUCAGCUACCGAUGGGGAUACAAGGUUAACGGCAAGUGGUCUGGCAUGAUAGAUGAUAUCCAUUCUGGGAGAGCUGAAUUGGGUACAAACUGCGUGGUAUCAGACAUAGAGCGUUUAGACGUGGUUGCGUACACCGAUCGUCUCGCUCCCUUCAGAGUUCGCUUUGUAUUCCGUCAGCCACCUCUGCCGUAUGUCGCGAAUAUAUUCUCCAUGCCCUUCUCUAAGAACGUCUGGAUCGCCAUGUCUGUGUGUGCUGUGUUGAGUACGGCCACUGUGUAUUUGGCUGCUAAAUGGGAAGCUAAAGAAGGCAAGGGUCCGACACAACUAGACAGCAUCGGUGAUGCGAUGCUGCUUACGUUCAGCGCUAUAGGUCAGCAGGGUUGUGUGAUGGAACCUAGAAGACUAUCAGGUCGUAUGAUGGUAUUCGUGCUGUUCACGGCGCUGAUGGCGCUGUACGCCGCGUACUCCGCCAACAUCGUGGUGCUGCUGCAGGCGCCCUCCGACUCCAUCCGCAGCCUGCCGCAGCUCGCCAACGCUAAGAUCACCCUCGCUGCCAACGAUGUGGAUUAUAAUCAUUUCGUUUUCAAACUUCACAAAGACCCGGUGCGUGAGAUAGUUUACAAGCGAAUCGACCCGGAGAAAGGAAAGAAACAUUUCUACGAUCUCAAUGAAGGAGUCGAGAGAAUUAGACAGGGUCUGUUCGCGUUCCACUCGAUCGUGGAACCAGUAUACAUGAGGAUCGAGCAGACGUUCCUGGAGACGGAGAAGUGUGAUCUCAUGGAGGUGGACUUCCUCAACAGCUACGAUACCUUCGUGCCCGUGAGGAAGGAGUCGCCUUAUUUAGAGCUUUUGAGGGUCGUUUUCAAGCAGAUCCGCGAGUCCGGCAUCCAGUCAGCCCUAUCAAAACGUCUCCAAGUACCGAAGCCGCACUGCACCAGCAAGAUGUCCUCGUUCAGCAGCGUGGGGCUGAUGGACAUGAAGCCUGUGCUGAUCCUCAUGCUGUACGGCGUCUGUCUGUCCGUCACCAUCGCUGCUGCCGAGAUCCUUGUGUUUAAACUGUGAGUGUCCAAACGACUUCAAGUGCACCCCACUGCACCAGCAAGAUGUCCUCGUUCAGCAGCGUGGGCCUGAUGGACAUGAAGCCUGUGCUCAUUCUCAUGCUGUACGGCGUCUGUCUGUCCGUCACCAUCGCUGCUGCCGAGAUCCUUGUGUUUAAACUGUGAGUGUCCAAGCGUCUCCAAGUGCCGAAGCCGCACUGCACCAGCAAGAUGUCCUCGUUCAGCAGCGUGGGGCUGAUGGACAUGAAGCCUGUGCUGAUCCUCAUGCUGUACGGCGUCUGUCUGUCCGUCACCAUCGCUGCUGCAGAGAUCCUUGUGUUUAAACUGAGCGAGCACAGAAAAAAAUACAAGGUUGAGUCAACGGAGCCACCAUCACCAUAAAAAUACUAUAUCAGCUUCUUUAUUCGCAGUAGUAUUACGUAGUUUCUAUUUAGUCAUCUGUGAUAGUAUAUUGUAUUUCAAUAAAAUUAAAAGGAUGAGGUUGAAAUAAAACAAAUACAGCCGUUAAAGGUUAAUUUAAUUGUACUAGCUAGGUUCAAAACAUUUUAAAUGCUCAUCAUUCAUAAACCAAAACCGUACAUAAAGCAAGUAGCACACCGAAAUACUAAUAUGUUGAAAAAUGCACAUAAAUUAAAAUAUUCUUGAAAACUUGCUGAUAUUUUUUCAUUGACUUAUCUUAGAUACACGUUUAGGCCUUUUUCAAAUUUAAUCAAAGAGGAUACAAACAAAGAGGUAAAAUAUCAAUAUUACAUUGCUUUUAAUUUCGUGAAAAUAUUUCAGCUUACAAAAAGCACAAAUAAGUAAAAGUUAACGUCAUUUUAGUACCUAUACUUUAGUAACUAGUUUCGGUAUGCCUUAACAUAAUUAUAAACUUUAGAAGUUGACAAGCUUAACUUUACUACUCAAAAUAAAUUACUACGAAAGACGGAAAGGUAAAGAUUUUCUUCUCACUGGAAAUACAGCAAAAUUUGCUAUAACUGGACCGCUGGACCGCUUAAGAAAGCUAGAAAUUAACUUCUUCAGUAUUAAACCAUACCUUACCUAAUCUAGCCCAACGCUGGGUAAAGUACUCAUACCACAAAAAAUUUAAUAUCAAUUUUAUUGCUAAAAACACAAAAUCAUCACUAUUUUUUUUACUUACUAAAAAAAAUCGAAAAUAACCUAGUCAUAUAAAAUGCGAGGUUCAUGGAAUUCUUUGCCCAGCAGUGGGAGUCAAAUGCCAAUAAAACUGAAAUUCGGUGACUUACAUACUAUUUAAACUAGUUUUAACUAGAUCCGUAAGUAUCUAGAGUUCUAAAUAAAUAAUUGAAAACUUCCGACAGUUUGCACAAAGUUGGAACAAUACUUUUAUUUCAAUCUAACCCUUUUUGUUCUAAACUUAAGGUUGGUUUUUGAAUCGUUCGUGAU